GUUGCGGCUAACAAGGACAACCGCAGAGAGUCCCUGGCAGGGGAGAGCCUCCGAUGGGCCUGAGGAGGCAGCUUAAGGGAGUCCGCACGGAUUUGGUUUACCUUUUGGAUCCGAUCCCGGGAGAGAGCUGAUGAGGUGGACGUCUUUCAAGCUUUCCUUCUCUCACUCCUUUCCAACGAGUCCACUUGAAUCUGACAACCGCUAGACAACGCAAAGCAUUCCCAUCUGAUCCGCCAUGGGGAAGACCGGACAGAGUACGGUGGAUCUAAACUCCCCGUCUGACGUCAAACAAGCCGUUCCUUUUGAGGAACUGGACCAGGUGACGCCCCCUAUGGAGCAGGAGGAGAAAAAAGAGGAGCCCCCCGAUAGAGGAAGCUGGAAGGGCAAGUUCGAUUUCCUGCUGUCAUGCGUGGGGUACGCCAUCGGCUUGGGGAACGUGUGGAGGUUCCCGUAUUUGUGCGGGAAGAACGGCGGAGGAGCCUUCCUGAUCCCAUAUUUCCUGACGCUGGUGUUCGCCGGAAUACCGCUGUUCUUCCUGGAGACGUCCCUGGGACAGUUCACCUCCGUGGGGGGCUUGGGAGUUUGGAAGCUCAUGCCGAUGAUGAAAGGUGUCGGUCUGGCUGCGGUGGUGCUGUCCUUCUGGCUCAACAUCUACUACAUCAUCAUCAUCGCCUGGGCGCUCUACUACUUGUUCAAUUCCUUCGGUUCGGAGCUUCCCUGGCAAAACUGCAACAAUCCCUGGAACACGGACAAAUGUUUCAGCAACUACAGCCUGGCGGACACCACCAACCUCACCAGCGCCGUCACCGAGUUCUGGGAGCGUAACAUGCACCAGCUGUCCGGCGGUCUGGAGGAACCAGGAGAGCUUCGUUGGCCUCUGGUGGGCACCCUGGCACUGGCCUGGGUCCUCGUUUAUUUCUCAAUCUGGAAGGGAGUGGAGUGGACCGGGAAGGUGGUGUACUUCUCAGCCACCUAUCCCUACUUCAUGCUCUUCAUCCUGUUCUUCCGGGGCGUCACCCUGCCGGGGGCCAUCGAUGGCAUCCGCUUCUACAUCACGCCCAACUUCAACAAGCUGACAAGCUCCGAGGUGUGGCUGGAUGCCGCCACUCAGAUCUUCUUCUCGUACGGCCUGGGCCUGGGUUCUCUCAUCGCGCUGGGGAGCUACAACAGCUACAAUAACGACGUCUACAAGGACUCCAUCAUCGUGUGUUGCAUCAACUCCUGCACGAGCAUGUUUGCAGGCUUUGUCAUCUUCUCCAUUGUGGGAUUCAUGUCCAACAUCACCAAGAAGCCUGUGCGGGAGCUGGCCGCUUCAGGUCCUGGUCUGGCGUUCUUGGCUUACCCUCAGGCCGUCACCCAGCUUCCCAUGUCGUCUCUGUGGGCCAUCCUCUUCUUCUCUAUGCUCAUGAUGCUGGGCUUGGACAGUCAGUUCUGCACGGUGGAAGGCUUCAUCACAGCUCUCAUGGACGAGUACCCCUUACUGCUGAGGAAGAGGAAGAAGAGCUUCAUCCUCAUGGUCUGCUUCAUCUCCUUCAUCAUCGGGUUCUCCAACAUCACACAGGGCGGCCUGUACGUCUUCAAGCUCUUCGACUACUACUCAGCCAGCGGGAUGUGUCUCCUCUUCCUGGUCUUCUUCGAGACGGUCUCCAUCGCCUGGUUGUACGGUAGGAACCAUCUCGGCCGGUUACGACCGCUCGUCUCUGUGACGCAAUCGCAAUGUUUACGUUUCACGUCAGGAGCUGACAGGUUCUACAAGGACAUCGAGGACAUGAUCGGAUACCGACCCUGCGCUUGGUGGAAACUUUGUUGGAAGUUUUUCACACCGCUUAUCUGUCUGGGCGUGUUUACCUUCAGCGCCGUGGAGAUGACGCCCCUGACCCUGGGCAAGUACGUGUACCCGCUGUGGGGCCAAACCAUCGGCUGGUUCAUGGCAAUGUCCUCCAUGGUUCUCAUCCCGGGUUACGUCAUCUACAUGUUCUGCAGAACGCCGGGUAGCGUCAAGCAGCGCUGGAAGAGGAUGACAACAUCCCAGCAGGACGACAAACCAUCAGGUCAUGACCUUUUCACUCAAAUUGUUGGCGAAGCUCCCGUCUAGAACCGCAACCCUCCUGGAAAAUAUUCACCUUUAACCUCUGUUUAAUCUUUCAGUGUCAGUUAUGUGUCUUAUUUUUGUUUACAUAAUGAACAAAACACAAAAACAAUUAGAAAAAUGUAAAUAUAUGCUGCUUAUACUGUGUUACUAAAUAAUAUUUUGAUUAUUUUUAGCAAGGAUAUUGUUUAAAGCAAACAUGGUAUCGCGAUAAAUGAAGUAGUGUGAAAAAAAAUGCAGUUUUUUUCUGAAGUUAGCUUUUUGUCAAGAACUGCAACAAGUGUACUUUGAAUGAAACCGUAAGAGGUAUUUUUAUUCCUGUACCUUGUACUGCAUAUGCAUGAACUAAAAUGUGUAUAAAAAAAAAAAAAAAACAUCUGGGAAUGCUUUGUGGUGUUAAAGCUGCAGGAAAAGGGGCGUUUAAAGCAACACAACAUAGCGCUGGAUGGACUGGAAUCCUAUUUAAUAGCAUGUUGAUAUACUGCAGAGACAGGUCAAAGGGUGGAAUUUGACUGUGGGAAGUGAUGGUGCAUUUCUCUCACACUCCCUUUUCCCACUUCCCACUAUCAUGAAUGUGUUUUUUUUUCCCUUUACAUCAACAUUCCCGAACAUUUUCGGAGUCAUUCAUGAAGCAGUGCAUUUGUAUGGGACAGCCCUUUGGUCAGUGUCCUGUAUGUGAAGGUCCGCCACUCACGGGACUCCCGAAAUGCUACAUUGGUUGCCGUGCUUACGUCCCCUCAACGCACACACGCACAUACACACACGAGUAAAGCAUUUCCGGAAAAAAAGCAAAAAGGCGACUGAACGGGGGAGAAAAAAAGCAGAUAUUAGCCACUGUGCAUCCUACUGUCAGUGUAUUUGUUUGACUGGGGGGGGGGUUAGAAUAAUAAUAUCUUUUUUUUCAAAUGGCUUCAGCCUUCAUGUGCUCACACUUGAUUCAAUCAUGCACAAAAACAUACUCUGGGAUAACAUGCAAAGCCAACAAACUUCAUAUUGUAAUGUUUAUCAAGCCAAUAAGUACAAAUAAAUCCCAUAAUAAAUCAUCUGCCUAUGUUUUCGC
Messenger RNA from Doryrhamphus excisus (bluestripe pipefish), 3149 nucleotides. The record is from RefSeq and is a predicted model, not a curated record. Lineage: Eukaryota; Metazoa; Chordata; Actinopteri; Syngnathiformes; Syngnathidae.